Messenger RNA from Alexandromys fortis (reed vole), 1594 nucleotides. RefSeq names its product zinc finger protein 22 (gene Znf22). The transcript is spliced from 2 exons. Gene Ontology annotation, cellular component: nucleus. The record is from RefSeq and is a predicted model, not a curated record. NCBI's taxonomy places the organism in Eukaryota, Metazoa, Chordata, Mammalia, Rodentia, Cricetidae. Gene Ontology annotation, biological process: urogenital system development; regulation of transcription by RNA polymerase II; embryo development. Bases 559 to 1272 code for a protein of 237 amino acids. Gene Ontology annotation, molecular function: DNA-binding transcription factor activity, RNA polymerase II-specific; RNA polymerase II transcription regulatory region sequence-specific DNA binding.
CUGCAACAUCCCAAUCUGCCUUCAUCACUGCAGCGUUAAUCUGUCAAUCAGCCACUGCAGACAGUGUCUUCCAGAAAUUCUCGACUUUAACACCUUAGGCUGACGUUAUUUCUUUAUACUAGAUAUUCGGUACUGAGAAUGCAAUUUAUAAGUUGGACAGGCUGGGCUGGGAAAAAAAAAUUAGCAAAUGCCAGGUUCUGUGUGGGUCGACUGGACUACAAAGAGAGCAGAUGACAGGCCUGGCGAUCGGUCCUGGAGUCUGCCUUCCGAGUAGAGGAGAGGAAUACCAAAAAAAAAAAAAAAAAAAAAAAAAAAAAAAAGAGGACCACCGGAAGAAUCGGCACAACUCGGAGGUGCGGGCCGAGGACCAUAGAGGGUCUUUCCGCCUCUUCCUAGAGCGGCCGGCAGUUCCGCAAACAGCCCGCACUUCCGGCGAGCGAGGCGCGAGGAGAGCACAGUGGCGGCCUGCGCGAAAAUUUUGAGUUCCGUUCCUCUAGGCUAUAAGACCUUAGUUCAGAAGACAGUAGAAUCUCUCGACAAUACAUUUGCUUAUUCACCAUGAGGUUAGCAAAGCCUAAAGGGGCUAUUUCUCGAAGCUCAAACCAAGGCAAAACCUACGAGACCAAGCGUAAGACAGGCCGCCAGCGGCAGAAAUGGGGGAUGACCAUUCGAUUCGACUCCGGCUUAAGUCGGCGGAGAAGGAAUGUGGACGAGAAGCCCUACAAAUGUAAUAGAUGUUCAAAGAGUUUCGGUCAGAGCUCCACUCUUUUUCAGCACCAGAAGAUCCAUACAGGGAAGAAGUCCCAUAAAUGUGCUGAUUGUGGGAAGAGUUUCUUCCAGAGCUCGAACCUCAUUCAGCACCGGCGCAUCCACACUGGGGAAAAGCCCUAUAAGUGUGAUGAGUGUGGAGAGAGGUUUAAGCAGAGCUCCAAUCUCAUUCAGCACCAGAGGGUUCACACUGGAGAGAAGCCCUACUGCUGUGACGAGUGUGGCCGCUGCUUCAGCCAGAGCUCGCACCUCAUUCAGCACCAGAGAACCCACACCGGGGAGAAGCCCUACCAGUGCGAGGAGUGUGACAAGUGCUUCAGCCAGAGCUCUCACCUGCGGCAGCACAUGAAGGUGCACAAAGACAAGAAGCCACGCAAGAGGGGCAAGAACGCCAAGGCCAAAGCUCACCCGGUGUCCUGGAAAGCUGGUAAAGGGAGGAAGGCAGUGGCCGGGCUCCGCCAGGUGAAGGGUACUGCUUCGGGCCUUUUUAAAAAGAAAAAGUGAAAGACAGGCAAAUAUGCUCUCUUAAGAGCGAGGCUGCUUUAUAGUAGAGCACUUAGAUUUCGGAUCCUUCCCUAGCAUGGAGACACCAGGAGUCUCGUGACAUUGGGCUAAAACUCAGUCCGGCUGCCCUCACUCCUUUAGAAAAAUAAUGCAUUCGUGUGACAUGGAGCACAAAGAACUGAAAAAAAUGUUUGGUGAGGAUAUAAUAUCCUUGGCCUCAGUUGAAAUUUCUCCCCUGUUUUGAUAAAAAGCAUCAGGUUUUCAUGAUUCACAGGUGUGCCAAUGAUUACUCUGAUUUUAGGAAUUUCUGUAGAUGCAAUCA